GCGAUCCUAGAGUUCGAAUCGAACUCGGAUCGCCCCAUGGGAGUCCUCGAUCCCGCCGGAUUCGGGGGAGGAAGAAGACUCCCAGUCGGGGUCUUCUUCCCCGUCUCCCCCACGGCCAAGCAUGGGUCGACCAUGGCCCUGGCCUAUUCGGGCCGGCCCACGAGCCUAACAGUUUUUUUUCUUUUUUUGGGAUAUUACACUAUAUCCUAAAUCCUAAAUCCUAAAUCUUAAUCCCCAAAUCUGAUAAACUCUAAAUUCUGAAUUCUAACUCCUAAACCUUAAACUCCUGAACCUCUAAAUUCUAAUUUCUAAAUUCUAAAUUUUAAAAACUCUAAUUCUAAAUUUUAAAUCUUAAAUUUUAAAUUCUAAAUUCUAAAUUCUAAAUAAUAAAUUUUAAAAUCUUAAAUUCUCAGCUCUAAAACUCUAAAUCCUAAAUUCUAAAUCCUAAAUUCUAAACUUUAAUAGUUUAAAAUUUUAUGUUUUAGAUUAUAAAUUCUAAACUCUAAAAUACUAAACUUCUAAAUUCUAAUCCCUAAAUCCUCAACCUCGAAUCUCUGAAUCUCUAAAUCUCAGCUCCUAAACACUAAAUCCUAGCCACAGCCGCAUCCGGCUCCCAUCUUUUCGUCCGUCACACGAUUGGAGGGGAGUCCAACUCUUUCCCACCUUGCCGAAGGGCUGGAUCAGGCGAGGGGGCAUGCGAAUAUGCCGCUUCUGCGUUGCUGUUUCCCGUAUAAAUACAGUAGCCGCUGCUGCUCCUUCCCAACAUCUCCCCCUCCAUCUCCGUCUCCAUAUCCAUCCACUGUCUCGUUCGCUCCUCUCCCUCUGCAACAUCUUCGCAGCCGCCGUCCACACCGGCCUCUGCGUCCACUCUUCUCUCUCGAAUCAGAAGUCCCCGACGACGAUGAUAAUGACAUUGGUCGAAGCAACCGAGGCCAUGGGAUCCCACCGCGACCCAGAGAGCCGCGCCAAGUACUUGUGGAGAGACGCCGAGACGGCACGGCUAAGAGAUACGUGUUAGAUGUUAACUCAGAACUACAAACUUACUGGAAGGGGCGCCAAUCGUUGAUGAAUAUAAUGAUAGAAGAAGAACGCUUCUCCGACUUAUCUUGGAUUCCCGACAUCUUCAAGAAUUUUAUAUUACCUGCAGGGUUUCCAGGAUCAGUCUCAGAGGAUUAUCUGGAUUACAUGCUUUUGCAGUUCCCUACAAAUGUAACAGGAUGGGUCUGUCACACAUUGGUAACGUCUAGUCUUUUGAAGGCUGUUGGUGUAGGCUCUUCUGCAGGAACUAGUGCUGCUGCUGCUGCUGCUGCUAUAAAAUGGGUGUCAAAGGAUGGCCUGGGAGCUAUUGGACGUCUAUUUGUUGGUGGGCGUUUUGGGAGUCUUUUUGAUGAUGACCCAAAGCAAUGGCGGAUGUAUGCAGAUAUCAUUGGAAGCGCUGGAAGCAUCUUUGAGCUCAGCACACAACUUUAUCCAGCAUAUUUCCUCCCACUUGCAUCCUUAGGGAAUCUUGCAAAGGCUAUAGCAAGAGGGCUCAAAGACCCUUCAUUUCGUGUUAUCCAAAAUCAUUUUGCCAUGUCUGCAAACCUUGGAGAGGUUGCCGCAAAGGAGGAAGUUUGGGAGGUAGCAGCUCAGCUCCUAGGACUUUCUCUUGGCGUAUUAGUCAUGGAUACAACGGGAGUACAAUCAUCAUAUUCCAUGCUGGCUUUUGUAUGGUUGAGUGUGCGCCUUCUGCACCUUUGGUUACGUUACCAGUCACUGUCAGUUCUCAAGUUUCACACGAUAAACCUUAAGCGUGCUCGGAUUCUUGUGAAAUCACAUGUUGUACUCCAUACAGUUCCUGGGUAUGCUGAUUGCAACAAGGAAGAGAACAUUUUAUCUUGGGAAAGAUUUUUGCUGCCCCGAGUCAUUUUUGGUGUAUCAUUGGAGAGAAUGAUUGGUAGGGAGGGCUCCAGCCACAUGGUGAAGGCACUUCUGAGGUUGUACAUGAAGGAAAAAUACAUUCUCUUUGUGAACCAAUGUGGAUCAAGAGGGCUUGAGUUUUUAAUUACAUUCAAGGUGGGAGCUACCGGUCUCUCAGUUUUGAAAAGCCUGUGGCAAGUCUAUUGGCUUCAUGGAAGACAAGAAAGAUUGCCAGAUCAUGUGUUCUCUUGGCUUGAGGAGAGCCUUCUGAACUUGGAAGCUGGAUUUGCCGACUUUCUUAAACAAUUGGAAGAAGCUGGAUGGGAUAAGCACCAGAUCAGCCUUAAAGUGCCUAACGGAUUUCUUUUUGAGGAAAUUGGAUCCGUUACCUGUGACAAGUAAAUUCUCUUGUGGCUGCUUCCUAAUGCCCUUCAUUUGAAUUCAACCACCGCAUGUUUAUCAAUUGCGACAGUAUGUUCGCUGGAUGAUGAGUCCACGGUGUUGGCCCAUAUGAUGACAUCGGGAACUCUUUGGUCUGGACAACACUUUGCUGCCAUCCUGCAGCCUGUGGGCUGCAUAAUGGGCCUUGCCUCCUCUAUGCAUGAAGUCAUUCUUGGAUUGCUUUGGAUGUAACAAUGACUUCCUCAAAUCCAUUACUCUUGUGGGCUCCAGCCAUGGGCUGCUAUGCGCCUAUGCCCUUAGACAAAAUAGAAGAUUGGACAUUUAAAUAGAAGAAUCAUCAGUCACGACUUUCUCUUUAUGAGGAGGGGGAGGUUGACGAGUCCGGUUUUUGAGAGAGAGAGAGAGAGUACAUGAACUUAUAGCUUGAUGUGAGCCUUUUUUCGAAUUUUCUUAACAAUUAUUGAUUUUCUAUACAAAUCGAUGAUCUUUUCAUGUUGGUGAAACAAAAUUAUCUAGUUUUUUAAUAUAAGGAAACACUGAAAAUCAUUCUACAGAA
This is a messenger RNA of Phoenix dactylifera (date palm), 2857 nucleotides long. The record is from RefSeq and is a predicted model, not a curated record. NCBI's taxonomy places the organism in Eukaryota, Viridiplantae, Streptophyta, Magnoliopsida, Arecales, Arecaceae.